Messenger RNA from Rasamsonia emersonii CBS 393.64, 1539 nucleotides. RefSeq lists its product as uncharacterized. Bases 1 to 1539 code for a protein of 512 amino acids. Gene Ontology annotation, molecular function: alpha-(1->6)-fucosyltransferase activity. The record is from RefSeq and is a predicted model, not a curated record. Gene Ontology annotation, biological process: protein N-linked glycosylation. The transcript is spliced from 2 exons. Lineage: Eukaryota; Fungi; Ascomycota; Eurotiomycetes; Eurotiales; Trichocomaceae.
AUGCUGGAGACGCAGACUGAUUCGCCUGCUAGUUUGGCUUGUGGUGGAAAGAUCUAUCAGUUCACCGGAACUGAUAUCCUUCCAGCACACGCUACUCCUGUAGUGAUUACUGAUCAGAAGGGCAGACAGAAAUGGACAAUCUCAAUCCCACCGGGAAUAAAGUCUCCCCUGUCACCUUCACAGUAUGCCGAACUAUGCUCACAAUGUGAUGAAAUCUCUCGACGUCUUUCACACAACAAGACACAAGCCUUUGGUUACUAUCGUCGGGAUCAGAACUUCAUAGAUGUUGCCGAUGCGGAGGAUAUUGGAUUGCUUCCUCGCUCAGCUUCUGUUCAGCAGGCAACGCCAGAUGACGGACACAAUAAAGUCUGCGAGACAAGUCUCACCUUUGUCAUGCAAUCCGAGGAUGCGGGACUCGGCAAAACCCUGAUGGCUCUGUGGAUGAGCUACGGACUCGCACAAAAAGAAGGCAGAAGCUUUUUCAUCGACGAUACGGACUGGGCCUAUGGAAAAUAUUCGACAUACUUUAAGCCUCCGCCAAAACCAAGCUGCCGUCCUCCUAUGCCAUCACAGAAGGUACCUUGUCCUCUCCAGGCACGCCAUCUUAUCGUCUCCUCAGCAAGCGCGCCGUGGAUAUUCGGUGAUAGUUUCAGGGAACACUUUGAGGAUUCGCGCAGAAGUGGAGUACAGCGGCAGAAACCCAUAUUUGAUCUACUCCGGAGCGGAUACGAGGCUCUUUUUGAGCUCGCUGAUGAGGACGCAGCAUAUUUUACAAAACGUACGGGUGAACUGGAUGAUAUUGUCCGUCAAAAAGGAGGCAUCGAAAUCGGAGUUCAUGUUCGCCGCGGCGACCUUCAUCCCCUGGAAUUUCAGUAUCGGGAAUCCUAUAUACCACUUGAUAGAUAUGCCGAGGCAGCCAGGACGCACCUUCAAGGCUCGCCUCUGAGAAGCAACAGCCAUCCCAAACUAUCCGAUCCGGUGGCUGACUACUCCAAGAUAAUCCUCGCUUCGGACGAUCCGGAUAUAUACUUUGCUUCAGAGCUGAAGGGGUCUGAGAAGGCACAGCUCCAUAUUUCCUUGGCGAGUAAAUCAGUCUUGGAUGCCGUUGCCGCAUCUCAGGAAGGAAAUGGGUGGAGAAGCCCUGUGGAUGAAAAUAUUGGCUGGGAAGGUGGCUUCUUUAAAGAUAUGUUUUGGUCUCUUGGUGCGCCACCCAAAACGCCGGCUGCGGGCAGCCCAUUGCCAUCCAAGCGACAGCCCACUGUUCCUGGGACUGCAGCUGCAGCACCCAGUACUUUCCAUCGCUUUCAGCCCUCCAAAGAAGCUCUGCAGCUCCGUGAGUUCAUUGGUCGCGCCUAUCUACUUGACCUGGCCGUUCUGGGGCAGACAGAUAAGGUUAUCUGUGGUAUUAGUAGUGUCUCCUGCCGCCUUUUGGCUGUUAUGCUGGGCUGGGACCGAGCCAUCCUGAAUAAAGGUUGGCAGAAUAUUGAUGGGAACUGGCAUUGGAGAGACGUCAUUCAUUCGUCGUCUGAGUUUAGUUGA